AUGCACAUUCCAACUUGGCUAAAUUACUUGAUGAUUAUUACUUCAAUUGCUUGCUUGACUAUUUCUAUUUUCACAAUUAUGUUCUAAAUUAAAAACCCUAAAUCAAGGUAACAACUAAUCAUAUGUGAAUAAUUUAUAGGAGAAAUAUGGGAAGAUUCUUUCUACUAAUCUUAGGAUUAUAAACAAUCGAUAAAUCAACGCUGCUCUUUUAAGAAAUCAUUUUUCCAGAUCUCAGUCAGCCGUAUUAUGAGAUAAGGUAUGGAAUAGAGCCCAGAUCAUUAGUCACUUAAUUAUGCUCUAUUUUUGGUUGUUUAAAAACUAUAAUUGAUUUCCUCUCUCAAUUUUAUGCUUUAUGGCUAGCUAUGCUAAUCAAACAAAUCAUUAAAGAUCCAAUACAUUAAAUCAACAGAUACAUUCUUUUCUAUCAUGCAUUAACAUUCGUCAUUUCUCUAUCCUUAACUGGGUUCCUAUCUCUUAGUAAUGAAUUCGGUGUUGAAGUAAAUUGCUUACUCUUUUAUACUAACUAAUUUUUAGGAGUCAAUAUAGUGUGGAAUUAUGCACACUCCUGGACUUGAUGAUGAGAUUUUAAUGCUCCUACCUUUCAUGCUUGUUCCAAUAGAGAUAUUCUUGAUUACUAAGAUAAUGAAGGAAACACCUUUUAUUGUGAAGGAAACAACUUAUGUCUUGGGCGAUAAGGUUACAUUUUUAUGUUUGACAAUUUCUACUUUGUGUGAACCAGUAUUUGAAGCAGCAGUAAAGAAGAAAUGGCUCUAGUUAACGAGAUAAAGACCAGUUAAAAAAUAUAAAAAGCCAAAAAUUAAGACAAAUAGAGGCUAAAACUAAGACUCUUUGAUUUCAUUUGGAGAAAUGUCCAUAUCUCCACCUAGUGUAAAUUCUCUAUCAGUCAGUUCAGAAGAUGAUUUCGAGAUUGGAGAUAAUUAGCUUGAAAUGAAGGAUGACUUAGAUGUUGAAGACGAGUCUUAAUUCCAAAGGUUAGUGAAUGAUGGUGAUUAGCAAUUUACUCGAACAACUAGAAUGACUAUGUCUCUUGAGCAAAAGACAAACUUUUUUAUAAUCAACACUGUGCUAAUGAGUGUGACCUAAUGCUUUUUAUUCAAUAAAAGAGGUAGAGAAAAUGUUGUGGGAAUGGUUGGAGGCAUUAUCAAAUUUGCUAAAAAAGCACUUACUUAUCAACUUUCAUUCUCCCCAAGAGAAAAUGUUGCAGAGAUGACCUAGUUCUAAGAAGGGAGCGGCAAGUCAGCUUCUUUAUUUUUCUUCACGGCAAACAAGCAAUUUGUCAUUAAGACUUUGAAGCAAGCAGAAUUGGAUUUACUAGCAAAAAAGGGAGUUUUAGAGAAGUAUUACUCAUAUCUAUAGAAGCAUCCUAAAUCAUUACUAGCACGUUUCUAUGGUAUCUAUACUAUAAAGAUUCAGCAUAUGCGUAAGAUAAAUGUUAUAAUAAUGGACAAUUUAAUGGGCAAGUACAUUGAAGAUGCUACAAGAAUAUACGAUUUGAAGGGUUCAACUUUCCAAAGAAUUGUUUAAGAGCCUAAGUCUGAACUUUAAACUAGAAAGGACUUAAAUUUCUAAGAUGACAGAUAGUUCAGAAUGUAGGUUAACAAAAAUAUGUAGAAAGAUAUUCUGUCGAGAAUACAUAAGGAUAAGGAGUUUUUGAAAUCAUGUGAAUUAAUGGAUUACUCACUACUUUUAGUAUUUUUCAGAAAAGGUCGUAUGCUUUAAUAAGCUUAAAGCCCGUAAAAUCUACAAGGCCAAAAUCCAUUUGAUAUAGCUACUGGAGAUUAGACUUAUAGAAAUAGGAAGAUGUCAAUAUUUAUAAAGCAUGGAGAUGAGGGCAAGUACCUUUGUGUUGAAGAAGAUAAGUUUUUCGAUCAUGAUUCUCCAAUCAAUAAAAGUAAAAGUUUCCUAAAUGCACCAUCCAUGAAUCUAGGAUUAGGCAGACUUAACAGUGACUAAGAUAUAAGGCCUAUAGAGAAAUCAAACAGUUUAGCCUUCGAUGAGUAUGUUAACAAUAAUGUAGAUACUAAUCACAAUAAAAACUUUACUCUUGGUAUUAAUUAGUCUUCCUAGCCAACGAUUCAGAGAUCCCACAAUAGUGAUUAACUUAAACCAAGAACAGACGAAUAUAUUCAAUAUGACUGUGAGAAUGAUGAGAACAUAUACUAUAGAAUCGGAAUCAUAGAUUUUUUGCAAAAAUAUAAUAGAGCUAAAAAGAUGGAGAAUAAAUGGCUCAGAUUCAGAAAUAGAAAUGUAGCCCCAGAUACUUUUUCAUGUGUGGAUCCUAAACUUUAUGGUGAUAGAUUUCUCAACUUCAUGAAGACUAAUUUAUUUGGAAGAAGUGUAAGAGACUCCGAAUUCAUGCCAAGACAAACAUUCAAUAUUCAGCUUUCUAAUCUGCUAACAAGAGAUAAGACAUAAGCUAGAAAAAAUUGA
Molecule: messenger RNA, 2451 nt
Organism: Stylonychia lemnae
Lineage: Eukaryota; Ciliophora; Spirotrichea; Sporadotrichida; Oxytrichidae
Source: the annotation of a GenBank genome assembly